UUCCUGCUUCAGCUGUCACUACUGUAGAGGUGAAGAUUAAUCAGACUGCUGCUCUGCCCUGUAAUCGGAGAUGUUCUCAUCAGGCCACAUGGAUCAAUGACCAAAGUUAUAUAGUGGCUCGGUGUGAUCAGACAUCCUGCUGGUCAGAAGAAGGAUUUUAAAUCUCCCAUAAUCAGUAUUUGAAGGGAGAUCUGACCCUCAUCAUCACUGUAGCUGAUGACAGUAAGAGGAACAUAUACACGUGUCAGUGUGAUGACAGAGACGUUAAUUAUUUUCAUCUCCGCAUCAAGUCCUUCAAUUCAUCAGUUCAGGUGAAUCCUGGUGAAGAUCUACAGCUGAAUUUACACUUAACAGACCAAGUGGAGGUGAUCUUUAAACACAGAGAUUCAGCAGAUCCACAUGGUGUACAGAUCUGCAGUGUGUAUAAAAGCUUACUAAACUGUACAGCUGAAUACACACAGAGAACAUCACUCACUAACACACUUCUUACACUGAGAGGUGUAAAGAGGACUGAUGAUGGAGAUUACAUCAUCAGAGACACGAUGAAUAACAACAUCCUUCAUACUUACACAGCAACAGUAAGAGUUCCUGCUUCAGCUGUCACUACUGUAGAGGUGAAGAUUAAUCAGACUGCUGCUCUGCCCUGUAAUCGGAGAUGUUCUCAUCAGGCCACAUGGAUCAAUGACCAAAGUUAUAUAGUGGCUCGGUGUGAUCAGACAUCCUGCUGGUCAGAAGAAGGAUUUAAAAUCUCCCAUAAUCAGUAUUUGAAGGGAGAUCUGACCCUCAUCAUCACUGUAGCUGAUGACAGUAAGAGGAACAUAUACACGUGUCAGUGUGAUGGCAAAGACGUUAAUUAUUUUCAUCUCCGCAUCGAGUCCUUCAAUUCAUCAGUUCAGGUGAAUCCUGGUGAAGAUCUACAGCUGAAUUUACACUUAACAGACCAAGUGGAGGUGAUCUUUAAACACAGAGAUUCAGCAGAUCCACAUGGUGUACAGAUCUGCAGUGUGUAUAAAAGCUCACUAAACUGUACAGCUGAAUUCACACAGAGAACAUCACUCAAUAUCACACAUCUUAUACUGAGAGGAGUAAAGAGUACUGAUGAUGGAGUUUACAGUAUCAGAGACACGAUGAAUAACAACAUCCUUCAUAAUUACUCAGUAACAGUAAGAGAUCAGAACAAAAUAGUCCUGGUAGUGGUGGUGGUGGUGGUGGUGCUUCUGGUUGCUGUAUUGAUCGUGUUAAUCCUGAACCUGAGGAAAAAAUAUCACAGUAACCGAAAAGAUAAUUAUAUUGUACAGAGGCCUGGGAAUGGAGCAGGAGAACAUCAGAGCUCUAAUGGCACAACAAAUAUGAACCUAAUGGUGAACCAAAGAAUGUUAAGACAGAGUGAGAAUGAAAGUGACGAGUAGUAACAGAGGGAAGAAACUUGCAACUACAUAUGUGGAACAAUGAGAGAUCAAAAAUCAGAUGGUUGCACAGGAAUAAAUGACAUGUAUCUGGA
This is a messenger RNA of Tachysurus fulvidraco (yellow catfish), 1501 nucleotides long. RefSeq lists its product as uncharacterized. Lineage: Eukaryota; Metazoa; Chordata; Actinopteri; Siluriformes; Bagridae. The transcript has 6 exons. Bases 543 to 1409 code for a protein of 288 amino acids. The record is from RefSeq and is a predicted model, not a curated record.